AUGUUCUCGACGCUCCGGGCGGGGUACAACUCGCUCCAGGCGACCGCGCGACCCACCUCGGCGGAGGACACCAUCGAGAAGCUGUGCGAGCGGCUGCUGAAUGGUACGCAGAAGGAGGACAGAAGGGCGGCGCUGCUGGGACUCAAGGGCUUGAGCAGGGACUGGAAGUCGGAGGUCGGCGCUCGUGCCCUUCCCAUCCUCCUCGGAGUGCUCGAGGACGACGCGGCCGAGGACACGGAAAUGGCCAAGGCGGUCGUCGAGACGCUCAGCUUGCUCUGUGAAGUCGAGGAAGUCGAGGGACGCCCGGUUCGCGACGACUCUGGCUUGCGCAAUACCGACGUCUUCCUUGCGACUCCUACCGCCCUCCAUAGGUUACUCAAGCUCCUCACACCCUCGCACUUCUACCUCCGCUUCUUCUCGCUCCAGCUUCUUGGGAUCCUCCUUGCCAACCGGCCUCAGCAGGUUCAACAGUACGUCUUAACCGCCGCCGGAGGUAUCGGCAGGCUCGUCGAGACGCUUGAUGAUGCAAGGGAGAUCAUCCGAAACGAGUCGCUUCUCCUGAUUAUCGCUCUUACGACGCAGAAUGCCGAUAUCCAGAAGCUGCUCGCGUUCGAGGGCGCUUUCGACAAGCUCUUCGGCAUUGUGCGGUCCGAAGGCGGAAUCGGCGCAGGAGGUAUCGUUGUGCAAGACUGCCUGGCGGCUGUCGGCGGGCUGUUGCGAUGGAACGUCUCGAAUCAGAACUACUUCCGCGAAACGUCCUGCAUCCCCCUUCUUGCUCCUCUCCUCCUCUUCCCCCGCCCGAACGCACUCAACGCUCAGUCUCUCGCCACUUUCGCCUUCCAGUCUUGGUCUGAGCAGAAGGUCAUCAACGCCGGACUCGUCAUCUCGCUUGUCCGGAUGCUUGUGGGCGGUGCAGGCGGAAGCGGCCGGUCGCAGAACCAGGACGCGUUGCUCAAGACGGGAUUGACGAGGUGUUUGAUUGAGCUCGCGUUGGCGAGUAACGCUCCAGCGGUGCUCAAGUCGCAGUCCCUCAACGCCCUCGCCGACAUCAUGCGCUCGUCCGCCGACAACCAAACUCUCCUCACCACACUCAUCGUCACGCCGCUCAUCCCGCCUGCCGGCCCCUCCUCGCCCGAGACCUACGCCGAUGACUCGACCUCGCAGCAUGACGGGCAGCCACGAGCUUCUGUCGACGGCCAAUCGCAGCAUCACGAGCACGACGAGGCGGCGCAGCGAGCGGCGAGCAAGUGGCGACGCGGUACCCCUGUUCCCGCCGUCGUGGCCGUGACGGACUUGGCUGUUCACGGCGAUGGCACACCCGGACGCGAAGGCUUGCGAGUACGCGCUGCCGCCGCCAACCUCUUCACCUCAUAUGCCGCCGGCUCGACUGAGAACCAGCUCGGCAUCCUUUCGACCAUGAUCGCACCCCCUACCGAAGAAGCGUCUUUCUCGCCCGGCUCGAUCAUCCUCACCGCCCUCCGCACCUUUCCCACCCCAACUCGCAACGAAUCCUUCGAUUCUUACGUCCCUUUCUUCGCCUGCCUCCUCUUCUCGCACCUCGUUAUGCAUUCCGAGGUCUGCAAGGAGGUCGCGCGCAAGAUCUAUUUCCAGGGCGACGAGCCGACGCCGGGCGGCAUAGGCGACGAAGACGAUCGCACGACGCUGGUCGGCGUGCUGGUCAGCAACUUGAUGAUGGCGCAGCGGGAGCAGGCGCAGAGCGCAAAUGCGGGACUUGGCCCCGAGCGAGGGCUCGAAUGGAGCAGGGUCAUGGUCGGAUACCUGACUAGCUUGAGCUUGUGGAUGUGGGAGAGUCCGCUCACCGUGAAGGAGUUCCUCAGCGAAGGCUCGAACUUGCAGGUCCUCAUCCAACCUAUUACGCAAUCCUCCGGCGUCGACUCGGUCAUCCAGGGUCUCUGCACGUUCCUGCUCGGCAUUUGCUACGAGUACAACCGCGAGCCUGGUCCGAUUAGUCGCGAGACGCUCCACCCCAUCCUGCAUUCUCGCGUCGGCCCCGACCAGUUCGUCUCCCGCAUCCUUCGUCUGCGCGAAGACCCGCGCUUCCGCAACGUCGGCCCGAACGUCCUCGAGCUUGUCGAUGAGGAUGACACGAUCGCGGAAGACUUGGGCGAGGAGGACGGACUGUGGUUCGACUUCAGCUUCGUCGAGUUCCUCAAGACCAACUACAUCUCCGUCCAGCGCGCGAUCCUCAUCGACCCGCAAGCCUCUUCCGCCAUGGUUCGCUCGAUGGACGGCGUUUCGCCCGAAGUCCUCGCCGCCUUGCGCGCCUCGCUCGCUGCACAGACGAAGGAGCUCGACGAUCUACGGGAAGCCCUGCAGUCGCUCGCUCAGGAGCGCGAUCAGGAGCGCGCCGCUGUCGAGGCCGAGUUCGCCUCCUUGUCGGACUCAAUCGUCUCGCUCCGGUCGCAGCUUGAGGAAGCGCGGCAGGCGAAGGAGGAGGCGGAUCGCGAGCAGGAGGACCUCCUCGUCUUGCUCGAGGAGCUGAGCGAGAAGAGGAGGCGGGACAAGAAGCGGAUGAGAAAGGCUGGACUCGAUGUUAGCGAGGACGAGGACGGUGCGGAUGGCGAGGACGAUGCUGCCAGCGUCGACGAGGAGGAAGCCCCGCAAGAGGUUUCUCGUCCUGAUUCGCCGGCACCCGCCGUGCAGCCUGCGCACCCCGCCGCCUUGAACUUCGAUGCGUCUCCCGAUGCGGCAUCGCCAGCAGACGAGCCCGCGGUCGUGCCUGCCGUGCCUCCGGCCACCACUUCGGACGAUGCUCCAGCCGCUACCACCUCCACCGACGACGGGGGCGCAGCGCCCGAUGCGCCGGCACCUCAGACUGUCGGUAGCGCGUUGGUUGGUACGCCGGCAGUGCCAGAGGCGGCCGCAGCAGCGGAGCCAAACGCGGCCGAGCCGAAUGUCGUCGAGCUGCAGGAGGAGCAGGAAAAGGAGGAGGACAAGCGACCACAGUCUGAGCCGAAGGAGGAUUCGACGCAUCUCGACGCGAUCUUUUCAAGCGGCAUUGCGGAUGCAGCGAAGAAGACAGAUGAGCCGGAGCCAAUGGCGCCACCUCCUCCGCCGACAAGCGCUCCUCCGCCCAAAGCGUCCGCCGCAUCAAGCGCGAAGGCUCCAAAACGUGACUCGACGGGUCGCAUGACCUUCGAGCCCGAGGUCGACGACGAAGUCUACGCUCGCUCAGGCAGCUCGACGCCCGCACCGCCGCCCCCAAAGGCUUCCGCAGCUCCUCCUCCGCCCCGCUCCUCUGCCUUCCCGUCGCCCCGAACUCGACGUGCUCUUCAGUCGUCCACCUCGAGCACAUCCUCGAAGCCAGCUACGCCAUUGUAUAACCCCUUCCGGCAAGGGACGCCGCCCCCGACAGCCGAGGAGGCAAAGCCGCAAAGCCCUUCCGUCGCUCCCCCUCGACCAGCUUCUGCAGCAGGCGAACUCUCAUCUGUACCUGCACCCCCUACCGCAGCUCCAGAAGCGCCCGUUGCUUCUGCGACGGAGCAGCCCGACGACGCAGCCGUCGAAACGGCCUCUGCAGCCGUCGAACCCGCCACCAUCGCAGCCAGGGAGGCGACGCCUGAACCUGAAGCUCCUCGACGAACCUCAGUAGACGAUCGUCUUGCUGCGGCGUUCGGCGCAUUCGGCUCAUCAACCUCGUUCGACCCGUCUCCUUCACCGUUCCACCAGCCUGCCGCUCCGUCAAGAGGGCAGGGCACUUCGUCGCUCUUUGGCAACUCGUCGUCGACGCAGAACGACAUCGCUUCUAUCUUCGGCCUUGGCUCGACGCCGCAACCCCCGGCGAGGGCAUCAGAACCGGCCGCCAAGGUCCAGGAGGCGCCGCAUGCGGAGCAGCGCAAGUCUCCUCCACCUCGCGACGUCGCAUCACUCUUCGGCGGUAUGGCAGCAUCGGCGGCGUCAUUGUUCGGUGGCCACCAUGCGCCGUCUUCGGACGAUACCAAGUCGCCGCCGUCCGACCGGUCCAGUGCCGCUUCCCCUCCCGCAGCUCGCCCCGAUGCCUCCUCCCUCUUCGGCUCGACGAACGGCUUUGCCUCGGUACCUCGCCAAGACGCCUCGUCACCGUUCGCGCGGCAAGACGCACCGUCGCCGUUUGCUCGCCAGGGUGCGGCUUCGCCUUUUGGCCGUCAGAACGCGGCUUCGCCCUUCCAACACGCGAGUCGGCAAGACGGUCCGGCCUUCAACUACGGGUCGGCUCAGCAGAAGGCGGAAGUCAGGGACGUGUCGUCGUUGUUUGGUUAG
This is a messenger RNA of Rhodotorula toruloides NP11, 4260 nucleotides long. RefSeq names its product protein transporter. The coding region runs from base 1 to 4260 and encodes 1419 amino acids. Gene Ontology annotation, cellular component: ER to Golgi transport vesicle membrane; Golgi membrane; Golgi stack. The transcript has 10 exons. Gene Ontology annotation, biological process: intracellular protein transport; vesicle fusion with Golgi apparatus; transcytosis. NCBI's taxonomy places the organism in Eukaryota, Fungi, Basidiomycota, Microbotryomycetes, Sporidiobolales, Sporidiobolaceae. The record is from RefSeq and is a predicted model, not a curated record.